Molecule: messenger RNA, 270 nt
Organism: Letharia columbiana
Lineage: Eukaryota; Fungi; Ascomycota; Lecanoromycetes; Lecanorales; Parmeliaceae
Exons: 2
Coding region: 1-270 (89 amino acids)
Biological process (GO): regulation of DNA-templated transcription
Molecular function (GO): zinc ion binding; DNA-binding transcription factor activity, RNA polymerase II-specific
Source: RefSeq, a predicted model, not a curated record
AUGUUCCUCGUCACGCCUAAACCGAAGGCCAACAGUAACAGCGACUCCAAUCCUCCUACCAUUCGACCCAUAGCCAAGAUCACUGCUACUUCCAAAGUAGCCAGAGUGCAGACAGCAUGCGAUCGAUGUCGUAUGAAGAAGGUCAAGUGUGAUGGCGACCUACCUUGUCUACGGUGUUUCCAGGACAAGCUCCUGUGUGUCACCACUAAAAAGGCGUCCAACGACCCAAAGGGAGGGACUGAGAGAGUAAGUCAAUCAUACUCAUCAUAA